GACAACAACAAAACUUCUGACCACUGUUGCGAGACACCUGGCCAAAACUUCAGGCAUUUCUGUCGAGCUUUUAACACGCCCAUUGUCUAGCGUCAUCUGAAAUUCUGCUUAAUGAAGCAACGACUACGCUUCCUGUUUCAGCCAAUUUAGUGCGACUGAAACGCAACAAUCAAAUACUGGAAUGCGCGCCUCCAUUCCGCCCGGCGUACGUGUUGUACGCGGCCCAAAUUGGAUUUGGUCGAAUCAAGACGACGGAGAAGGACACGUUGGCACCGUUUGUGAAAUAGGACGCUGUGGAUCCACACAUUCACCGGAGAACACGGUUGUGGUCAAUUGGGAUUCGGGACAUCGCACCAACUACAGAGUGGGCUAUCAAAAUCAAUACGAUCUGAUCAUUGUGGAUAAUGCACAAGUUGGUGUUCGUCAUUCGAAUGUCGUGUGUGAUGGCUGCUCAAAGGCGGGCAUAGCUGGCAUUGUCUUCAAGUGUGCCCAGUGCACCAAUUAUCAUCUGUGCGCCUUCUGCUACGGCGCGAAUGAGCACGAUUUGGAGCAUACGUUUGUGCGUUAUACUACGCCCACAUCCUUGGGAGUACGUGUGCCAGCGCGUAAAGGCUCGGAGCGCAUACAAUUACGCGGCAUCUUUGUGGGCUCGAGGGUUGUGCGAGGUCCAGACUGGGAGUGGAACAAUCAGGACGGCGGCGAGGGCAAAACCGGGCGUGUUAUGGAAAUACGCGGCUGGGACAACGAAUCUUGUCGCAGUGUAGCAAACGUCUCGUGGGUAACCGGUUCUACUAACGUCUAUCGACUCGGCCACAAGGGCAACGUCGAUCUGAAAUAUAUAGCAGCAACUUGCGGUGGACAUUACUAUAAGGACCACAUGCCAGUGCUGGGCCAAACCGAGGAACAACAGCCAAUCGUGUCCAUGGUCAAGCCAAGCUUCUCUGUGGGCGACCGUGUCAAGGUGUGCCUCGAGGUAGAUGCACUGAUGAAGCUACAACAGGGACAUGGUGGCUGGAAUCCGCGCAUGGUCGAGCAUUUGGUCAAACUGGGCACAGUGCAUCGCAUCACCGAAAAGGGAGAUAUACGAGUCCAAUAUGAAAACUGUCCCAAUCGCUGGACCUUUCAUCCCGCCGCACUCGUCAAGGUUGUAUCGUUUCGCGUUGGCGAUUUGGUGACAAUUAUAAAUGAUGCACAAAAAGUACAGCAGCUGCAAAAGGGACACGGCGAAUGGAUUGAUAUCAUGCGCUAUGCUCUGGGCAAACUCUGUAAAGUGGUUAAGGUGUACUCGGAUGGGGAUUUGCGCAUACAGCAGCUGGAUGAUGGCUUUGAGUGGACACUUAAUCCGAAAUGUGUCAAACUGGAGCGUUCGCCAUUGGCAACGGCAGCGGAACGUUCCAAUAGCAUGAUGGAUCUGAGCCAUCGCCGUACGGAUCAUGUGAUGACACCGCUUUCUGGUCUCUCUGGCAGCUCGGUGCCCGAUAAGCUGGUGCGUGAGGCGGCACAGGGUCAUUUGGAUUUUGUGAAGCAAUACCUGGAUUUAAAUCCUAGUCAGGUGGAUGUUAUGAGCGGCGGCAAGGCUUGCAUACAGGUGGCCUCACAUCAGGGCUACGUCGAGCUGGUCACCUACCUCAUCUCCAAGGGCGCCAAUGUGAAUGUCGUUGACAAGGAGGGCGAUUCAGCUUUGCAUUAUGCUGCAUUUGGCAAUCAACCCGAAACGAUGCGAGUGCUGCUCGAGCAUGGCGCCGAGGUCAAUUUCCUCAAUUCCAGUCACUGCUCAGCUCUGCACAUUUGCGCGCACAAAAAGACGCCGCAUUGCGUGCGCGAACUAUUGCAGCACAAUGCCAAUGUGAAUAUUCAGGACUCUUACGGGGAUACGGCACUACACGAUGCUAUUGGCAAGGAGAACACCGAAGUCGUUGAACUUCUAUGCAAUGCACCAAAUUUAGAUUUUACGGUCAAGAACAAUCGCGGCUUCAAUGUGCUCCAUCACGCAGCGCUCAAGGGCAACGUGGUGGCCGCUCGUCGGAUUCUUCAGCUGUCGCGUCAAUUGGUCAAUGUGCGCAAGGACGAUGGCUUUGCGGCACUGCAUCUGGCUGCGCUCAACGGGCAUGCACAGGUCGUGGAAACGCUGGUCACCGAGGGCCAGGCCGAGCUAGAUAUACGCAACAAUCGACGGCAAACGCCAUUCCUGUUGGCCGUCUCGCAGGGACAUGCAAGCGUUAUAGAGCGCCUGGUGAAACUAUCAUGCGAUAUUAAUGCCAAGGACGAGGAUGGCGACAAUGCCAUGCACUUGUGCGUCAUUAAGAAAUCCAAUUUACAGCAGGCAGCCGAACCAUCACCGGAGGAGGCGCCCGAAAUACACAAGUUCUUUGUCAGCCUGACCCAGACGAGCGUGCGCAGCGAGGAUCGUCUGAUGUACAGCGUUCUGAUCUAUCUAUCGCGACAUGGCUGCCGCGUCGAGCUAAACAAUGCCAAUGCCAGCAUUUUUGAAUGGAUCACCGAUCGUAAUAUACGACAGCUCAUCUUUGGCCAGCAAACGGAGGAGCCCACUGUGCCAACGGCGGCGAUACCGACGCCGCUGCAGCGCAAUAUGCAAGCUCUAGACAUUGGCGCAGCUGACGAAACGCCAGCGAUUGUGGCUGCUGCUGGCGAGGAUGCAGCAGCGACUGUAAGUGCAGGCACAUUAACGCUGCCCCCGCCGCCAUCGUUGACGCAGCCCAAGCCCAGCGAGGCAACAGCAGCAGCUGCUGCUGCUGCUGGCAUGCAACCAUCACCAGGCAACAAGAAACUCAAUUCGGAUGCAGCCAGCAGUGUAUCGCCUCAGGUGGCGCCCCGUAAAAAAGCACCCAAGCCACCAGCACAAACAGGAACAACGUGCAGUGCCGCAACGAGCAGCGAGUCAGGCGGAUUGCCGCAGGUUGCAUUGAUCGGUGCGGUCGCAGCAGCAGCAUUGCCGGGCCUUAUCUCUGGCCAGCAGGAGUGUAUUGUGUGCAAUGAGCCGCUGCAGCUGGUGCGCUUCGAACCAUGUCUGCAUCAAAUUGCUUGCGAAGAAUGCAGCAUACGCAUGAAGAAGUGCCUGCGCUGUGGUGUUGCCAUCGAGAGGCGCUUGGACGCCAAUGGACGUCUGGUGGUCGGCCAUCAGUUGUCAUCCACAUCGUCGCCCAGCGAUCAGGCGCGCCUGCCAUCCGGUGAUCUCUUGCGCUAUCUGGAAAACAAGGUGCAGGAAUUCGAAGAGUCUCAUUUUUGUGGUAUUUGCAUGGAACGCAAACGGGAUGUGGCCUUCCUCUGCGGCCAUGGCGCCUGCUCCCACUGUGCCGAAACCUUGCGCACUUGCCACAUGUGCCGCAAGACGAUACUAAAGAAGAUCAAUCUGUACUGAGCACUCGGUGCACUCUAGCUAUACGCAACCAAAGUGGCUUGUAUAUACACCAUAAAGAUGUUUAAAACUUAUAUAUUAUCAAGGAUUUAAGUGGCGUGUCAUCAACAGCUGAUACUAUCAUUCGUUCCACAACCCAUGCUUGCGUUAACUCACCAAGUUUAUUAUUUAUUAAACAACAAUUAUUUUGCACGUACCAUACCCACGCACACACACACAUGCACACGCACGCACACACACGUCUAUAGUCUAUUAGCAUCGUUUAACGACAACGAAAACCCAACUAAAUACGAUUAGAUGAUUAAUAAUAUAAGCAUUUUAAUUGCAAUUGAGCUGUA
Drosophila novamexicana is the source of this 3714-nucleotide messenger RNA. It is a transcript of the gene mib2, whose product is annotated as E3 ubiquitin-protein ligase MIB2. The record is from RefSeq and is a predicted model, not a curated record. NCBI's taxonomy places the organism in Eukaryota, Metazoa, Arthropoda, Insecta, Diptera, Drosophilidae. Gene Ontology annotation, cellular component: cytoplasm. Gene Ontology annotation, molecular function: ubiquitin-protein transferase activity; protein binding; zinc ion binding. Bases 182 to 3379 code for a protein of 1065 amino acids. Gene Ontology annotation, biological process: protein ubiquitination. The transcript is spliced from 7 exons.